Messenger RNA from Oryza sativa Japonica Group (Japanese rice), 1967 nucleotides. RefSeq names its product F-box only protein 8. The record is from RefSeq and is a predicted model, not a curated record. NCBI's taxonomy places the organism in Eukaryota, Viridiplantae, Streptophyta, Magnoliopsida, Poales, Poaceae. Gene Ontology annotation, molecular function: protein binding.
CUAAAAUCAUUUCCCCGAUUCCCUUCCUCUCUCUCGUGAAAAGCAAUGGCGGCGGCGGCGAUUCGGGCGGAGCGACGGUGGCGGCGACGAUUCCGGCGGAGCCACAAUGAUUCCAACAAGCGGCAACAGCGCGAAGUCCCUUCCUUUCUCUCGUGAAAAGCGGCGGUGGCGACAAUUCCGGCGAGCGGCGAUGGCGCGUAGCGUGAAGCCACGGCUGUCUGAGCCACUCGGAUAUCGUGCAGCGAACUGAUGCCACCCGAGCCCGGUCUGAUGUCAUGCGUGGCGCCGUCCUGGUUCUCCUCCGCACGCAGCCAAGGCCGCGAUGACGAGCCUCGACCUCACACGACCCCCAAAAGACGGGCGCAAGGCCGGUCCAAGGCGAUGGCUAGGGUGCGUGCACGGCGGUGCUGAUGCCGUGCUCGCAUCACAUGAUGGCAGCAAUUUGCCAAAUCGAUGCAGAAGAUGGGUGUGAAGAGGAGGAAGAGCAGAAGCAAGCACACAAACACGACGUCGUACUCCUCCCGAGCUGAUGGAAGACAUGGUUACGGAGAUCCUGGUGCGGCUGCCUGUCAAGUCCCUCCUGCGGUUCAAGCCCGCGUGCAGAGCCUGGCAAGCCAUCAUCGACGACCCCGUGUUCAUCCGAGCUCACCUGCGCCGCUCCGCCUCCAGGUGGGAGCAGAGCCACAGCUUCAUCAUCAACCCUCACAGCAUGGUCAGAGUCCCUUGGGAUCGGUGGCCAGUCCCCUCCAAUCGCUACCGCUUCCAUCAGUGGCAGCUGCAACGCGGCACCACCACCACCUCUCCCAGAAACAAUAAUGUGGCGACGUUCUUGCAUGCCAAGGACUUAUCUGACGAUCAGCAGUUCUACACAACCGAGUUCACGCACCGCGACGGCCUGGUGUUUUCUACCACCACCACCAGCCUCCACGUCUUCAACCCAGCCACCAGGGAUGCCAUCACGCUGCCUACCAGUUCCAGGUCCAAUCUAAUGGGAGGUGGAAGAUUCAACUACCACUGCUCGGGUCUAGGCCUGGAUCCACGCACCGGCAUGUACAAGGUAGUCCAGGCUUUCUUCCGGUUCCAGUCAAUGGAACCAGCUGAAACAAAAAUGGGGAUGGAGGUGUUCACCAUUGGAGGAGGAGGUGGUGGUGCCGGUUGGAGGGAGAUCACGAGUGAUCCUCCAUACCCAGCCAAGAGAUUCCAGAUCGGCGUGUCUGUCUGCGGCUACAUGUUCUGGCGCUUUUCCGAGAGGCAUACGAAGCUCGAGCGCGGCAUCCUCCAUCUUAGCCUGGAGGAAGAGGAGUUCGGCAUCACCGGCCUGCCAGAUGAGCUGGACACUGAUAACAGCUUCUUGCUGGACGAGCUACUCGGCCGGGAUCUGUGUGUGUCGGCGUCUAACACCAGCUGCACGAUGCUGAACAUAUGGACGCUGCCUGUAGCGGACGAGAGCCUGUGCACGCUGUGGCAAUGGCGUUACUGCAUCGAUUACCCCUGGAGUCUUUGCUCUGUGAUGGCUCUUCCUCCUUUCAGCGAUGAAAUCAUCUUGUUGCGAGGUAAUAAUAUAUGUCGCUAUGAUCUGGCGACUUCUAAGCUCAAGAUACUAUGUAGAUUGGAUCGCACGAGGUACCAGGGGGAGGGGGCACGGAAGUCGGAAUUGUUCAGUGCCAUGCCGUUCAUCGAAAGUCUCGUUCGGAUCACUUAUUAAUAGCCGAUCAUCGCCCUGUUCAGUUGGGGCUUUAGCCUUCAGCAGCAAAGCCAGCACAAACAGGAUUUUGUGCCUUCUCAGCUGUCUGCAGCGCUGCCGCAGAAUAAGCAGCUAUUUGCAUGUUUAUCUAUUUUAUAUGUAUUUUGAACCAUGUGAUAUGUACUAAUUAAGUUAAAAGUUUUAUGCUUAGCUAGUGAAUAUCUGUGUGGUACUUUCAUCUUAACCAUAUAAAUAUGGAAAUUCCUAGCUUUUAAUUUUUUUA